This is a messenger RNA of Cryptomeria japonica (Japanese cedar), 1213 nucleotides long. RefSeq names its product ethylene-responsive transcription factor ERF071. The transcript has a single exon. The record is from RefSeq and is a predicted model, not a curated record. The coding region runs from base 233 to 1087 and encodes 284 amino acids. NCBI's taxonomy places the organism in Eukaryota, Viridiplantae, Streptophyta, Pinopsida, Cupressales, Cupressaceae. Gene Ontology annotation, biological process: ethylene-activated signaling pathway; regulation of DNA-templated transcription. Gene Ontology annotation, molecular function: DNA binding; DNA-binding transcription factor activity.
AUAUAGACCGGCUACUUUCAUAACCCACUGGUUAUAGUUGUAUUCUGAUACUGGAUGUGAUUAAAAAUUAUUAAACUCAGCAGGUUGCUUCUUCUUUCAAUGCACCUGGGAUUCAUCUUUCCCCCUCACAAGGAUACAACUUGUAAAUCCACGUCACUACUUUCUUGCUUAUCGAUAAAUUUCUGCCUCCCCUGUUCUGGGAAUUCAAACCAUUUUCACCUGGUGUGCUAAAAUGUGUGGAGGUGCUAUCAUCUCUCAGUUUAUACCCCUCUCCUCUUCUCGCAGAAGAAGACCCAAUUCUGCGAAUUUAUGGGUCAAUUCGCACACCAUUCAAUCUUCCAAUGGAAGCAUUUGUGAUGAAUUGGAAGCUCCGAAGAGGGUAAAUAAGAAGAGGAAGUGUACUAAGCAGCAUAAGUACAAUUACAGAGGCAUAAGGCAACGCCCAGUGGGAAAAUGGGCUGCAGAAAUUAGAGACCCGAUUAAGGGAAUGAGGGUUUGGCUUGGCACUUACAACAGUGCUGAAGAUGCUGCCAGGGCUUAUGAUCGAGAGGCUUUUAAGAUCAAAGGAGCCAAAGCCAAGCUCAAUUUCCCCAUAACAGAGCAGCUGCCAAAUUUAGACAAUGGUCUAAAUUCAAAGGAGGGUUUAGUGGAAGUUGAUGGAGCCCCAAAGUCUGUGGAUCCAUUGACACAGGAGUAUCUUGAAUAUUUGGAGGCUGUGCUGGAGCUCAAACCUGAGAUCCCACGUACAAGAGCUAAUGUUGAAAGCCCCUGUUCUUCCUCUAAUGUUGAUAGCAGCCUGACUUCUGAUUCAGACCCUGGUUUUUUCAAUUGGGGUGGAGAUGAGGGCAAAAGCUCUGGUUCACUUUGUGAAUCAGCCCAUGUAAUGGAUUAUAAGGAGUUUCAAGAGGAAGAUAAUAGUGUGUUCAGUACAGAGGAUGAUGAAUGGGUAUUGAAUUCAAACAGGGCUGCAGAGCUGUUGGGUGUGUAUCCAUGUUCUCCAGUGGGGAACGGGGAUUUUCACAGCCAAAGUCCUCUGUAUAGCUGGGAGAGUGUCGAUGAUAACAGUUUGUGGGAUUGUAGCUUAUGACGUUUGACCUUCUAGGUUGCCUAUUAAAAUAGGAUUUUGUGUGGCUGUGAUAAGUUCUGGUUCAUUGUGAAAUCUUGUUUUUGUACAUGAUGAGAUCAUUUGUAGUGAACAGCUUGUUUAUUUUCA